Molecule: messenger RNA, 1719 nt
Organism: Mesorhabditis spiculigera
Lineage: Eukaryota; Metazoa; Nematoda; Chromadorea; Rhabditida; Rhabditidae
Source: the annotation of a GenBank genome assembly
AUGGAGCUGAUCGACGCCAUCGAAAUACCACGGGUCAGCGGCGUCUUCCUCAGGCAGGGCCCCCGGCCACCCCAAAUGGGCUCCUUGGUGCUAAUGGGCCACCAUCUAAUCUUCGCGCCGCAAGUGGAAACGCCGCAGGGCGCCGGCGAGACGAACAAGGACGAGUUUUGUCUACUCCACCGCGCGAUCGACCGUGUCGUCUGCGAGCCGAAAUCGCGGGACCCGAACGUGAAAGGAGGCUUCUUGACGCUAAAGUGCAAGAAUUUCAUGAUAUGCGUCUUCGAGGUGCCGGAUUUUGAGGAGUGCACGCUGGCGGCGAGGACGAUAGAAACUUUGAGUAAUCUGAACGGUUUCUCUCUCGACUACCCGUUCUUCUACCGCGCCCCGUUUACCGUGCUCGACGACGGCUGGAACGCGUUCGACGUGGAGACGGAAUUCUCGCGAAUCUCGCUUUGCGCCCCCGACCUCUACCGGAUAUCCGAGGUCAAUAAGGAUUUUAAGGUGUGCACGUCCUACCCGGAAAAAGUGGUCGUGCCCAGAGGUAUUGGCGAUGAUUACCUGAGGAUAAGUGCAACGUUUCGUGAUGGCAGCCGAUUUCCGGUGUUGGCGUAUUUUCAUAAACCUACGAAGUCGCCGGUAAUCCGCUGCAGCCAACCGUUGAUCGGGCCGACGAAUCGACGGUGCAAGGAGGACGAGACGAUACUAAACGCGUUCCUCCGCGACUCCCGCGGUAUCAUCAUCGACACCCGGGGCAAGCAGCAGGCCGCACUUUCCAAGGCCAAAGGUGGCGGCGCUGAGAGUCAACAAUUCUACUCCCAAUGGCGUUACUUCAACUGUGCCACGCCCAGGAUCAAGGAUUUACACGAUUCGCUGGCAAAAAUGGUUGAUGUAUGCCUGGACCGGUCGGUCUCGUCGGACCGUUGGAUGUCGAAGAUCGGGUCGGCCGGCUGGCUCUCCUCGGUGGCUGACUACCUGAACGCGGCGGCGAACGUGGCGCAAUGCGUGGCCUGCGAAGGUAGUUCAGAAGUCCCGGUGGUGGUCCACGGCGGCGAGGGCGUCGAUUCUACGCUUUUCGCCACGGCAUUGGCACAGAUUCUGCUCGAUCCGGACGCGAGAACGAUUAGAGGGUUCGAGUCGGUGAUCGAGCGCGAGUGGAUCUCUGGAGGACAUCCGUUUGGGUUGCGGAAUGCUCACUCGGCGUUCGCAGAGGGUGCCAUCACCGGCCCGUACGAAUCGCCAGUCUUCCUGGCCUUCCUGGAUUGUGUGUGGCAGAUGUGCGCCCAGUUCCCGCACUCGUUCGAGUUCACCGAGAAUUUCCUGCUCGACCUCUUCGAGCACUCGUACGCCUCAGAGUUUGGCUCGUUUCUGGGGAACAACGAGAUGGAGAAGUUCAAGCACAACGUGAAGAAGCACACCGUCUCCCUCUGGUCCUACGUCAACAACCCCGAAAUUCUGAAGGGCUACGUGAACACGCUGUACGAGCCGAACGAGUCGGUGCUGUGGCCCAGCGUGUCGCCGCAGAGCAUUCAAAUCUGGGAACGCCUCUUCCUGCGCUGGCAACGCGACUGGAGCGAGGUCAACGCAAUUCGCGAGGCUGCGGCCCAAUGGCGCCUGAAGGAGCGACAGCUGGAGAGCAAGGCACUGUCAUUACGAAGGCAACUCAUCGAGCUGACCCGCGAAGCUCAUCUGGCCAACGGCGUCGCCGCCGUCCAAUUGGGC